Molecule: messenger RNA, 919 nt
Organism: Drosophila bipectinata
Lineage: Eukaryota; Metazoa; Arthropoda; Insecta; Diptera; Drosophilidae
Gene: GstE9
Product: Glutathione S transferase E9
Biological process (GO): glutathione metabolic process
Molecular function (GO): glutathione transferase activity
Source: RefSeq, a predicted model, not a curated record
ACAACACUCGACGCGAUCGGACUAUGGGUAAACUUGUACUUUACGGCGUAGAGGCGAGUCCGCCGGUGCGGGCCUGCAAACUGACCCUGGAUGCUCUGGGUCUACAGUAUGAGUACAAGCUGGUUAACCUUCUGGCCGGCGAGCACAAGACCAAGGAGUACACCCUUAAGAACCCACAGCACACGGUGCCCAUGCUGGAGGACGACGGCAAAUGGAUUUGGGAGAGCCACGCCAUUUGUGCCUAUCUCGUGAGGCGAUAUGCCAAGGAUGAUUCCCUUUAUCCGAGGGAUUACUUCAAGCGGGCUCUGGUUGAUCAGCGCCUGCACUUUGAGUCGGGAGUCUUGUUCCAGGGCUGCAUUCGAAACAUCGCCGCCCCGUUGUUCUACAAAAAUGAGACUGAGGUACCGCGCUCCAAGAUCGAUGCCAUUUACGAGGCCUACGACUUCCUGGAAACCUUCAUUGGCAACCAGCCAUAUCUGUGUGGAUCGGGCGUAACCAUCGCGGACUUCAGUAUGGUCUCCUCCGUGUCAAGCCUGGUUGGCCUGGCCAGUGUCGAUCCCAAGCGGUAUCCCAAACUCAGCGGCUGGCUGGACAGGAUGGCAAAGCAGCCCAAUUACCAGUCGCUCAACGGCAACGGCGCUCAGAUGCUGAUUGACAUGUUGACUUCUAAGAUCACGAAGAUUGUGUGACUUUGUACUUGUAGCUUAGAGGUUGAAAACAAGAUUACCUCUGGUUAUAUAAUAAAUCUUCUAUUUGUAUACUCUUUAUAAAAUGCUACGAAAUGCCAGCUCCAGGUGCUGGCUGCUUUUUCGACACAAAUAUCACAUCUUAUAGAUAAAAAAGGUUUAAGAAUAGUUAUUGCAAACAUCAAGGCACUUAUUCGAAGGUUUGGAUUAAUAAAACAAAUAUUGCACAUGUA